This is a messenger RNA of Myxocyprinus asiaticus (Chinese sucker), 8721 nucleotides long. Its product is annotated as sodium leak channel NALCN-like. Gene Ontology annotation, cellular component: membrane. The transcript is spliced from 46 exons. Bases 221 to 5452 code for a protein of 1743 amino acids. NCBI's taxonomy places the organism in Eukaryota, Metazoa, Chordata, Actinopteri, Cypriniformes, Catostomidae. Gene Ontology annotation, molecular function: monoatomic cation channel activity. Gene Ontology annotation, biological process: transmembrane transport; monoatomic ion transport. The record is from RefSeq and is a predicted model, not a curated record.
CGCGCGUCCCGUGCGCAGCACUCGCACGGCUGCUGUGUACUGAAGUUCGAGCUUCAUAGAACGAGUCAUGGACUAUACACCGCACUAACGACGAUACUUCAAUAACCAGACAGGCCUCAACUCCACCAAUCAACUGUCUUUCAUACUGAAUUCCACCCCUCUCUAUGCCGGGGAUGAAUGCACCAAUGAGGAGCCUGACCGGUAUGCCUGAUCGCAUGUUAUGUGCAGUGCUGGAACAAUUUCAGCUUUACUUUUCCCGUUGAUCCACUCUCUCUAUAGCACAGCAAGCCCAAGCAUGCUGAAGCGGAAGCAGAGCUCACGGGUCGAGGCCCAGCCCAUCACCGACUUUGGGCCUGACGAAACACUGACCGACAGUGCCGACAUUCUUUGGAUCAACAAACCAUGGGUUCAUUCUCUCCUGCGGGCCUGUGCUAUAAUCAGUGUCAUUUCUGUGUGUAUGAACACACCUAAAACCUUUGAGCACUACCCGCCCCUGCAGUACGUCACCUUCACCCUGGACACACUGCUCAUGUUCCUCUACACCGCAGAGAUGAUCGCCAAAAUGCAUAUCAGGGGUAUCAUCAAGGGAGAGAACUCCUAUGUUAAAGACCGCUGGUGCAUGUUUGAUGGCUUCAUGGUGGUCUUCCUCUGGGUCUCCCUUGUGCUUCAGGUGUUUGAAAUAGCAGAGAUUGUGGACCAAAUGUCUCCUUGGGGAAUGUUACGCAUACCAAGGGCCCUCAUAAUGAUCCGAGCCUUCCGAAUCUACUUCCGAUUUGAGCUACCACGCACCCGGAUAACCAACAUUCUCAAGCGAUCGGGGGAGCAAAUCUGGAGUGUGUCCAUAUUUUUGCUCUUCUUCCUGCUCCUGUAUGGAAUCUUGGGUGUUCAGAUGUUUGGCACCUUCAACCAUCACUGCGUUACUAAUGAUACACAGAAAGGUAAUGUUACAUGGAACAGCCUGGCAAUCCCUGAUACACACUGCUCACCAUAUGGAGAGGGUUAUCAGUGUCCAGCAGGGUUCAAGUGUAUGGAUCUGGAAGACUUGGGGCUCAGCAGACAGGAGCUUGGAUACAGUGGUUUCAACGAGCUUGGCACCAGUAUAUUCACGGUGUACGAAGCUGCAUCUCAGGAGGGUUGGGUCUUCAUCAUGUAUCGAGCCAUCGACAGCUUCCCACGCUGGCGCUCAUAUUUCUACUUCAUCACUCUCAUCUUCUUCCUCGCCUGGCUGGUCAAGAAUGUGUUCAUCGCUGUGAUCAUAGAAACGUUUGCUGAGAUCAGAGUGCAGUUCCAGCAGAUGUGGGGGUCCCGGAGCAGCACCACGUCAACAGCCACUACGCAGAUGUUUCAUGAGGACGCAUCUGGAGGAUGGCAGCUCGUGGCGGUGGACGUGAAUAAACCUCAUGGCCAGGCACCUGCCUGCCUCCAGCAAUUGAUGCGUUCUUCAGUUUUCCACAUGUUUAUCCUCAGUAUGGUGACCGUUGACGUGAUUGUAGCUGCUAGCAACUACCACAAAGGCGAGAACCAUAAACUCACCAAUGAUGAGUUCUACUUGGCUGAGGUUGCCUUCACUGUGCUGUUUGAUUUGGAGGCUCUCCUAAAGAUCUGGUGUUUGGGCUUCACUGGUUACAUCAGUUCCUCUCUACACAAAUUUGAGUCACUGCUGGUGGUUGGCACCACCCUGCACAUCUACCCUGAUCUCUACCACUCACAAUUCACCUAUUUCCAGGUUUUGCGAGUGGUCCGUCUGAUAAAGAUCUCACCUGCACUGGAAGAUUUUGUUUAUAAGAUUUUUGGUCCAGGGAAGAAGCUUGGCAGUCUAGUGGUAUUCACCGCCAGUCUGCUUAUUGUGAUGUCUGCCAUCAGUCUGCAGAUGUUCUGCUUUGUAGAGGACUUGGAUCGUUUCACCACAUUUCCACGGGCAUUUAUGUCCAUGUUCCAGAUCCUCACACAGGAGGGUUGGGUGGACGUCAUGGACCAAACGCUGGUGGCAGUGGGACACAUGUGGGCUCCAGUGGUGGCAAUAUACUUUAUUCUCUACCACCUUUUUGCCACACUGAUCCUUCUGAGUCUUUUUGUUGCUGUUAUUUUGGACAAUCUUGAGUUGGAUGAAGACCUGAAAAAGUUAAAACAGCUGAAACAGAGUGAAGCCAAUGCUGAUACUAAAGAAAAGCUUCCACUGCGGUUACGGAUUUUUGAAAAGUUCCCUAAUCGACCACAGAUGGUGAAAAUCUCCAAGCUGCCUUCAGACUUCACUGUGCCCAGAAUCAGGGAGAGCUUCAUGAAGCAGUUCAUCGACCGACAGCAGCAGGACCCCAGCUGUCUCUUUCGCCGCCUUCCCUCUGCAUCAUCCUCAUCCUGCGACCAUUCCAAGAGGUCUGCCAUCGAGGACAAUAAAUACAUAGAUCAGAAGCUGCGAAAGUCAAUAUUUAGCAUCCGAGCCCGUAACCUCAUGGAGAAGGAGACCACCGUCAAUAAAAUUCUACGAGCUUGCACCAGACAACGUAUGCUCAGUGGCUCCUUUGAGGGUCAGCCAACUAAAGAGAGAUCCAUUCUCAGUGUGCAGCACCACAUCCGCCAAGAACGCCGGUCCCUCAGACAUGGCUCUACCAGCCAGAGAAUCAGCAGAGGAAAAUCCCUGGAAACCCUCACUCAGGAUCACUCCAGCACAGUCCGCUACCGUAACGCCCAGCGGGAGGACAGUGAAAUCAAGAUGAUCCAAGAGAAAAAGGAGCAGGCCGAGAUGAAACGAAAAGUCCAAGAGGAGGAACUCCGGGAAAACCAUCCAUAUUUUGACAAGCCACUCUUCAUCGUUGGUAGAGAGCAUCGCUUCCGAAACUUUUGCCGAAUGAUUGUGCGGGCCCGUUUCAAUACGUCAAAAACGGAUCCCAUUACAGGUGCAGUGAAGAGCACAAAAUACCAUCAAUUAUAUGAUUUGCUGGGCUUGGUCACCUAUCUGGACUGGGUGAUGAUCGUGGUCACCAUCUGCUCUUGUAUUUCCAUGAUGUUUGAGUCUCCUUUCACUAGGGUCAUGCAUGUCCCUACCCUGCAGAUUGGAGAAUACGUCUUUGUCAUCUUCAUGAGCAUUGAGUUGAACCUGAAGAUCAUGGCUGAUGGCCUGUUCUUCACUCCCACAGCAGUCAUCCGAGACUUCGGCGGCGUCAUGGACAUCUUCAUCUACUUAGUCAGUCUGAUAUUUCUAUGCUGGCUGCCGAACAAUGUGCCUCCUGAGUCUGGUGCCCAGCUCCUCAUGAUGCUACGCUGCCUACGCCCACUGCGUAUCUUUAAACUUGUGCCCCAGAUGAGGAAAGUGGUUCGUGAGGUCCUCAAGGGUUUCAAAGAGAUCUUCCUGGUCUCUAUUCUUCUCCUGACACUAAUGCUAGUGUUUGCAACCUUUGGGGUGCAACUCUUCGCUGGAAAACUUGCCAAAUGUAACGAUCCUCAUAUCUCUGCUAAGGAGGACUGCCAUGGCAUCUUUAGAAUCAAUGUGAGCAUCUCAAAGAACCUGAAUUUAAAGCUCAGGCCGGGGGAGAAGAAACCAGGAUUUUGGGUGCCAAGAGUUUGGGCAAACCCUCGAAACUUCAAUUUCGAUAACGUGGGCAAUGCCAUGCUAGCUCUGUUUGAGGUCCUGUCACUAAAGGGUUGGGUAGAGGUGAGAGAUGUCAUCAUACACAGAGUGGGACCAAUUCAUGGCAUCUACAUCCAUGUCUUCGUGUUCCUAGGCUGUAUGAUAGGGCUCACACUUUUUGUUGGUGUUGUCAUAGCCAACUUUAAUGAAAAUAAGGGCACUGCUCUUCUGACUGUGGAUCAGAGGAGAUGGGAAGAUUUGAAAAGUCGACUGAAGAUUGCUCAACCCCUCCACCUCCCCCCACGACCAGAAAAUGGUGGCUUCCGGGCAAAAAUGUAUGACAUCACUCAGCAUCCUUUUUUCAAGCGAGGUAUCGCAGUACUGGUCUUAGCCCAGUCUGUUCUCCUGUCUGUUAAGUGGGAUGUAGAUGACCCAGUUACCGUUCCCUUGGCCACCAUGUCUGUGAUCUUCACAUUCAUUUUUGUCCUGGAGGUGACUAUGAAGCUGAUAGCUAUGUCACCAGCAGGAUACUGGCAGAGCAGAAGAAACAGAUACGACCUACUUGUCACAUCCCUGGGAGUCGUAUGGAUCAUUCUCCACUUUUCUUUACUGAAUGCUUAUACAUACAUGAUGGGCACAUGUGUGAUAGUAUUCAGGUUUUUCACCAUAUGUGGGAAGCAUGUGACACUAAAGAUGCUUUUGCUAACUGUGGUUGUCAGCAUGUACAAGAGUUUCUUUAUCAUCGUGGGCAUGUUCCUGCUGUUGCUGUGUUACGCUUUCGCCGGCGUGGUCCUUUUCGGAACUGUCAAAUACGGCGAGAACAUUAACAGGCAUGCAAACUUCUCUACUGCAGGGAAAGCCAUCACUGUACUGUUUCGAAUAGUCACAGGUGAAGACUGGAACAAAAUCAUGCAUGACUGCAUGGUGCAGGUGCCAUUCUGCACCCCAGACAAACAUCGCUACUGGGAGACGGACUGUGGUAACUACGCUGGUGCCCUCAUUUACUUUUGCUCCUUCUACGUUAUCAUCGCUUACAUCAUGCUCAACCUUCUCGUGGCUAUCAUUGUGGAGAACUUCUCUUUGUUCUACUCCACCGAGGAGGACCAGUUGCUUAGCUACAAUGACUUGCGUCACUUCCAGAUAAUUUGGAACAUGGUGGAUGACAAGCGGGAGGGAGUGAUCCCGACCUCUCGAGUGAAGUUCCUGCUGCGUCUGCUGAGGGGUCGUCUGGAGGUUGACCUGGAUAAAGAUAAGCUUCUCUUCAAGCACAUGUGUUACGAGAUGGAGCGUCUGCACAACGGAGGAGAUGUCACCUUCCAUGAUGUACUGAGCAUGCUGUCAUACCGUUCAGUCGAUAUCCGGAAGAGUCUUCAGCUGGAGGAGCUAUUGGCACGAGAGCAGCUUGAGUACACUAUAGAGGAGGAGGUGGCCAAACAAACCAUCCGUAUGUGGUUAAAGAAGUGCCUAAAACGUAUACGAGCCAAGCAGCAGCAGUCAUGUAGCAUCAUUCUCAGUCUGAGAGAGAGCCAACAGCAGGAUCUGCGACGCCUGCUCAACCCUCCCAGCAUUGAGACCACUGUACCCAGUGAGGAUACCAAUGCUCACAACCAGAACAAUCCCACCCAGCCAGAGAACAGUGGCCUGCAAACCCUACUGAGCCCCACCCUGUCAGAACGCAGUGGCUUCAGACAGGACUCUGCUGACCGACCCCAAAGAAAGCUGGGACAGUGGCGACUGCCUGCAGGGCGCAUGAGUGUGAAGUCCAUGGUGAGCAAGAUGAAUCCUGUGAAUGACGAGGCCUCCUCAGGGUCUGAAGUCAAAAAGUGGUGGACUCGUCAACUGACUGUGGAAAGUGAUGAAAGUGGAGAUGACCUCAUUAAUAUUUGAAGCAAAAUAUCACACACAAUUUAUGCAGACAGAGCAGCUCCUGGCUUUCCAGACUGUACUUCUUAAGAAAAGAUUGUUCAGCAGCAUCUUUUGAAUUUGCUUCCUAGAUGGGUAAAGCCAUGAUCUUUUGUAUUAGCUCCAAGUAAGUGUUUAUUUGCUGCUUAAAGCCCCACCUGCACCCAUUCAAGACCUUUAACAGCCUAUUUAAAGACAUGACGGGCCCUAUUUUUAGAGCGCUAGUCCUAAGCGCAGCGCUAUGCCAUAAGACAUAAGCGCAAAGUCAGUGGGCAUGGACAUGAAUGUUUGGUAUUUCGUUCAAGCAUGCGCUAAGUCCAGGUUUCUUUGCGCUAAGCAUGCGCUCAGUCCAGGCGCAAGUGGGUUUGGCAAAAUUACAUGUUCAAAGCGCAAAUGGGCUGGGUCAAUUGCAAUUUCAUUCUAAAAUUAUUCUCCGCUAAUUGCAGAGUCUGCAUCAUAUUAUACCGUAUAGUCCAUUUCCUCAAGCACCAGCGAUAUAAACAAAUGGCACUUUUCCACUGCACGUUACGGUUCGACUCGACUCGACUCUGCUCGCUUUACUUUUCUGAGCUUGCUUUUCCACUGCAGUUUAGUGCAGCCUCAACGUGGGUGGGAUUAUAGGCUGAUCGUCAUAGUUGCGCCGCCUCUACUGCCAUGACAUCAUCUUAAACGCGACACAAACACACAACAAAGGAGCAAUGGAGGAUAUAGAAGGAAUGGUGUUCUUGAUUCUCGGCAUGUGACUGUUUUUCACAGCAAGACGACAAACUUUGUUUCAAAAGAGGCUGACGGCAGCAAGACAAAAUACUGCAAAAAAAAACAGGAGAGUUUGGGAAAUCAUACACCAAAGCCAUCACUGUGUUAGCUCAAAGACGACGCACAAGAUAAGCUAACCUGCCAUCUAGCUUAUAGCAAUGAUGCUGGUAGUGAUGAUUUUCUCUGACCAAUCAGUGAUCUGCAGGGUUUUGACGUCAUAUUUAGUAUCGGCUCGGCUCGCUUGGAACCUCGACCGAGGUGGUACUAAAAAAAGUACCAGGUAAAACCCCCAAAAAGCCGCAGAGUCGAGACAUACCGUGCAGUGGAAAAGCCCCAAAAGACAGCACAUUCAUAAGAAGUUGGUAGUGUAAAAAUGGACUGUAUGCAAUAAAUUAGAAGAAUAGAAAUAUGGACUUACCUGUUCUGUAAAUUAGCAACAGAUUGUCAGGCAUAUUUCUAAGACAGUGGCACGUUCCUUUUGCAAGCAUGGAAAAUUUGGUUCUCGUCAGGAUUUCGAUUUACGCUCCGUAAAAUUAUAGAGAAUGUAAGUAUUAUUAAUCAUUUAAUCUACUGACACACAAAUCAUGGCUAGUAUUAACAGUGAUGGUAUCUGAAUGCACUUCACUUCUACCAGUCAAUUUUGACUUAGAAAAAUGUAAUUCAUUUAUUGAAACAUGAAAAAAUUAAACCAGAAAUAUUUCUACAUUCAAAUUACGCUUCAAAUGAAAUGAAAUAUAAUCAAAAUAACGAAAAGAUCAAAACAAUCAUACCAAAUCCAAACCUUUUACCCUCUCAAACUUCUUCCACCGGCCACUUUUGCAGUGACUUAAAAAUCACUCUUCGACAACAGGUGGAAAAAUACCAAUACAAAUUAGAUAAUAAAUACAAUUGUAAAUAUAAACAAAAAAAUAUAUAAUAAUGGAAAAAUAAACCACGACAUAUAGAUAGUUAAACACAAAUCACAUAAAUGGCUACAACAGCGAUUGUCAUGGGCAUAAUUUAAUGUUCCACUAUAUUUUCAGAAUUUGGACACAAACCUUAUUACAACCUGCUGGUGGAAUCUCCAAACGGCAAAUGUAGGAACUAAAUUUAGAAAUGUGCACUUUGCGCUGAAAACAGACAUGGUUUUGAAAUGUCUUAGCACAUUGCGCUUUGCGCCACUUCAUUACCAUUACAAUACACCCACACAGGCCGGCUCCACAGGGGGGCCUGGGUGGGCCUGGCCCACCCAAUCAUGAACUUGGCCCACCUUGAGAACUACACCUACACCCACCCCUCCAACUGUUCAGCCCACCCAGUGGGUCCUAUGGUCCACCUUACAUCUUAGAGCUGGAGCCAGGCCAGCACCCACAGGUAGCGCAAACACUCCCACCCAUGCCCACUUGCGCUUUGCGCUGGCACGAAUAUUACGCUUAGAAUAAGCGCUCUCAAUUUGAUCAAAUAGCACUGCGCUUUGCACACUCAUGAAAACAGAGCCCUAAUACUUCUUUCAGUCAUUAGCUUACUCUACUGUGUUGACAUUUAUCAGUGACAAUUUUUUUGUCAGUGAGAAGUCACAUAUUACAGUAAUGAUGAAAAAUGCAGCUGUUAUGUGUCCUCAGGAAGUUUAUUGUAAUAUAAGAGAUUAAUAAUCUGCAAUCAAGAUAUAAUGGUUAUAUAAUGGAUAUAAUGGUUAACUAAAGCCAUACAGUUCUCUUUGUUUGUCUUUGUGUCAGUGUCUCUUGUUUGGCCACCAUAAUUGUCUUACAUUACAUGGAUGUAUUAUUAUGUUUGUUUGUCAAAUCCAAAAUUAUCUUGUGUGGUGAUUUUUAUUUAUAACAUGCAAACACUUGCAGAUAUUUUGGCAAGAUAUUGAAUGUAACCGUAUUAUAUGUUUAAGUGACUGUGAUUUCUACAAAACAUGAAGUAUUAUAAUAAAGAAGUUAUGUUAGUUAUAAAAUUAAUUAAAAUAAUACAGUAUAUUGAAAUAAUGUAUUGAAAUAAUAUACUUAAUAUAUUUUGUAAAUGAAAAUUGCAGCAAUUUAUAUAUAUUGUGUGCUUUUAAAUUAAAAGUCUCAGUGAUAUUACCUGAAGAGUUUGUAUAAUUUGUUUUUAUCUAUAAUAAUUACCAGGAACAAAUGAAAAUAACUAUGAGCAAACAGUAUAAAGCCAUAUUUACUGGAAGAACAUGGUUAAUUAUUUACAACAGCUGCAGUUUCCAUGCAAAUUUAACUAAGAGAUUUCAGUUAAAAACCUUCUACAGGGACAAUGAAGUAAAAACAUUGGACUAAAAUACAGAAGAUGAAUGAAGGAUUUGAACAAAAUGUUUAGGUACACUAAGCUAUCUGAGACUUUACAUCAACAUUUAAAGCCAGCUUCCAUAGAUAGCUCAGAGGUAGUUUUUUCUUUUCUUUGCUAUGCUAAGUUUUCCUCUCUACAGAAAUGUGCAUUCUACUGAGGGCACAUAUUGCAUCAUUAAAUGACUUGGAUGACAGAGGAGACAUCCAUUACUUGUUCAA